AUGUCAUGGUUCCUAAUAAUUUCUAUGUUAAUACAUUCAGCAUUUACGCAGGAUCUUGAUAUUAACCAUGAUAUAUCAAAAGAGAAUUGUCCAUCCCCUCUCAUAAUUAGGGACGUUGAUAAAGAUGAUUCACAAAUUUGUUUUGAUGAUUGUUGUGUUGCUUGUCCAUUUGUUAAUAAUUUUUAUGAAGAGAACAAAAUUAAUAAGACAUUUAAAAGUUUUGCGAUUGUAGGAAUAAUUUCUUUCUUCUUAAUGAUUGUACUUGCUAUUUUUUUUAUCACACUUCCGAGUCAAAAACAAAACCCUUUAGCGAGGCAAAUGUUGUUGCCCCUUGCCAUAAGUGUGAUGUAUUUCGAAGGUUCUGAAUUUAUCACUAUAUUUCAACAAAAAUCUCAGUGCGUCAAUCAUAUUACUCCGGCGACACAAGGGAACAAUGUAUUAUGCGCCAUUCAAGCAUUUUUCACACUGGGAGGAGGGUAUGCGAUAUCAUGUUGGUCCGCUCUUUUGAUGACUCAUCUACAUUUGAUGUCAGUAUGGCGCAUAGAAUUCAUAGCCAAGAAAAUAGUUUACUUCCAUGGUUUUAUAUUAAUGGCUACGAUGUUAGCGAUUAUAAUUCCUUUCGCCAAAAAGUCGAUUCAAUCAAAUAAUAUAUGUUUUAUUUCCCCGGAUGCGUCCACCACAUAUUUUUACUUUUUAUCUUUUAUUUAUAUCGCAUUUAUCGCGCACUUCUCAACCUUUAUCUAUAUGGCUCACAUUACAAUCGAUUCGAAUCGUCGUUAUUUACCCGCGAGGGAUUUAUCAAUACGAGCCUCUUUUAUCGAAGCACAACGAAAGGUUACUUAUGUUAAAACGAUCUUCUUAAUGCAAUGGCGUGCAUUAUUAGGUGCUUCAUUAAUGUUGGUUAUAUAUGUCAUAAAUUGGCAUUAUUAUAUUAUUGAAGUUAAGCCGGAUUCCAUAAUAGAUUCGUGGCUACCAACAUGGCUUCAAUGUUUGAGUACCCAUGGAGACCAAACUAUUUGUGCUAAAUUGAUAGAAAAUCAUGUCGUACCUUAUAUAUAUACAUUUUCGUUACUAUUGUUUAAUAGAUCAGCAGGAAUCUUAAUCUUUAUAAUCUUUGCGGCUAAGAAAUCCAUUAUGGUUGAAGCUUAUGAUGUGAUAACUAGAAAGGUAACCUCAAGAAGUAUGGAUUUAACUACAUCAUAUAUUGAGUCUGAAUCAAGUAGAUUUUCAACCCUUCGUACUUCAUUUAAAGAAAAACGUCGUUCCAUAUUGGGUGCCGGAACCCGAUCCUCAACGAUAUCAUUAAAUGAAGAAUCUAAAUUUUCAAUAAUGAAUUGGAAAUCUACAAAUUCUUCAAAUGUUGAUUCUUCUACAAAUAGACAAAGCAUAGUAAAUAGUUCGACACCUUCGACUCCAUAUAUGGGAAAAAGAUCUUCUGUAACAUUCUCAGAACCUUUACAUCAAAAAAGGAGCAGAGCGUUAACACCUUCCCCACCAAGUUCUCCCGUAUCGAGUAGAAAAACUUCGAGACCAAUUUCUUUUACAUCUUCCGUAUCAAUGGAAGAAAAUUCUCAUUUGGCAAAAGAUAUUACAAUACCUGAAGUUGCUUUAAUCCAUAAAUCUAAAAAGGACGAAAAAAAGAAACGAGAUAAUGGGGAAAAGAGUGUGAAUGUUACUAUAAAUACAACUCUAGAUGAAGAGGAUGAAAGGGAAAAUAAGCUUGAAGAAUUCUAA
Messenger RNA from Funneliformis geosporum, 1734 nucleotides. NCBI's taxonomy places the organism in Eukaryota, Fungi, Glomeromycota, Glomeromycetes, Glomerales, Glomeraceae. The record is from the annotation of a GenBank genome assembly.